AUGGCUCCAUGCCCAAAACUUUUUUUCCAGGCGCGGGGAAGACUGUCUCAUCUGCAAACUAAGGCAAAGUUUGGUCCCUCCCCUUCGGGGAGAGCCCGGCAGUCGCUCUGCCGCCGAGCCCGACCUCCUCCGGCCGGAGCAGCCGCCUCCCACCCGGCUCCGGGGGGUCCGGGGGGGGACCCGGGGGGCCCCGCCUGCGCCUCCGGCCAGCGGGACGGGAGCGGAGGGCGGCCGGGACACCCCACGGCAGGUGUGUCGGUGAAGGCACCAAUGGACAUGGGGAGCAGCAGCACUGAGAAGUUUUAUAGGAUCCCCGAAGGAAAGGGACCGCACCCGGUUGGAUGUACAGACCUGAUGACAGAGAAUGCAGUUGAGGGAAGCUUCUUGCGGCUAUAUUAUCCAUCAUGCGAUGCCACAGAUAAUGAAGAGGCACCAUGGAUUCCAGAUAAAGAGUACUAUCAGGGACUCUCUGACUUCCUUAAUAUGUACCGAGUUGUAGGAGAAAGGCUUUUCCAGUACUAUGUUGGUUCAGUGACCUGUCCUGCAAAGUCAAAUGCUGCUUUUAAGCCAGGAGAAAAAUACCCACUCCUCGUUUUUUCCCAUGGACUUGGAGCUUUUCGGACGAUCUAUUCUGCUAUUUGCAUAGAGAUGGCUUCCCAGGGCUUUAUAGUGGCUGCUGUGGAGCACAGAGAUGAAUCUGCUUCAGCAACAUAUUACUGUAAAAAAAAGUCCGUUUCUGAACCACAGGAAGAGUCUACAUCAAACACAGAGAAGGAGUGGAUCUACUACAGGAAACUAAAAGCUGGAGAGGAAGAGCGUUGUUUGCGCCAUAAGCAGGUGCAGCAAAGAGCACAGGAGUGUAUCAAAGCUCUCGAUCUCAUUCUUAAAAUCAAUUCAGGAGAGAAAGUAAUGAAUGUACUAAAUUCAAACUUUGACUGGAAUAGCCUAAAGGAUUCUGUUGAUACUAGCAAAAUAGCUGUGAUGGGACACUCUUUUGGUGGUGCUACAGUUAUUGAAAGUCUAAGCAAAGAAAUAAGAUUCAGGUGUGGCAUUGCCCUCGAUGCAUGGAUGCUUCCAGUAGGUGAUGACAUUUACCAAAACAGUGUCCAGCAACCGCUGCUUUUUAUCAACUCCGAAAAAUUCCAGUGGGCUGAAAAUAUCUUAAAGAUGAAGAAGCUCGGCUCCAAUGACACAAACAAGAAAAUGAUCACUAUCAAGGGGUCAGUACAUCAGAGCUUUCCUGACUUUACCUUUGUGAGCGGAGAAAUCAUUGGAAGAUUUUUCAAAUUAAAAGGAGAAAUAGAUCCCAAUGAAGCUAUUGAUAUAAGCAAUCAUGCUUCAUUAGCCUUCCUGCAGAAACAUUUGAGUCUUAAGAAUGAUUUCGACAAGUGGGAUUCUCUUGUGGAUGGCAUAGGACCCAAUGUUAUUCCUGGUACCAAUAUUGACUUAUCUCCAGCUGAACCUGAAUAAGGAAUACAAAGAAGUACUGAAAAUGCCACAGACAUCAGGACACUAACAUUGGCCACAUACACAGCUUUUGGGAUGUGGAACAACGACAACAAAAAAAUAAAUAAGGCAUUAGGUUACAUUAUCAUGUAGAGAGAUUUUAGUUCAAAUGAGUUAGUGGGAUUCUCUCAAAUACUGCAACAGGGUAACUUCUGCUUUAUAGACAGCCAAUUAAUGGCAAUUUAAAUGCUUUCUGGUUUUGACUUAGAAUCAAGUCUGCAGAGAGAGAGAUUAAGCUCCAAGGAAUUCAACUAGAGUUCUGCUUACUAAGUUUUUAAGUCAGUUUGCAUCCAGCAAGCCUUUGUUGCAAUAUAAAAAAAACCCCAACUUUGUUAUUUAAUUACUUAAUAUUUCAGCUGUGUUCUGACAACAGUUGCAAGUUGGAGCAGGUUUUUCCUCCUUCUAGUCAGUGAGGUACAAGUGGAAGGUGGUCUUUAAAACUGUCUUAUUUUAAUAAGAGUCACAGUAAAAGGUACAGGAAGUAGUUUAAGAUAAUAGCAGAGAAAGGUGUUUGUUCAGACACAGGACUUCUCAUAUGACCUUAAUCCACUUACAUUUAAGAUGUGUUUACUGCCAUACUUGGAGGAGGUUUCCAUUCCAAAAGCUGCUGAAAUGGUCACUCUUGUUGUAGCAACUGUGAUUUCUCUUAGGCAAAGCUCCCAGCAGUGCCUAUCCUGUUAAUCUCUGUAUUACCACUAUCUAUCAGUCAUACUGUUGUAGGUGAAAUUACAGAAGAGAUGUGUCACUUCUACCACUCCCUUUAAAAAGGGGUAUGUAAGCAUUGCUUGAUCAUCUUGAUGUCUCUUAUGGUUAUAAUACUCUCUAGACACUCAUCUUUUUCCAGGUACUAGCAUUGCUGUCUGUAUCUGUCAGUAGAAACAGUUGACUAUGUGGUGGGCUAAAGAAGCCUCUGAUUUUUAGAGCAGAACUCUUUGAAGCUGCCACAUGGAAGGGUGACUUCUAAAUGAAUAAGCCUUGCAAAAGGGGGACUACUUCUUACUGUAGCUUAUUUGUUUCAAAAUCAGGUUACAAAAAAAAAAAACUGAAGUGGAACAAGGAAAGCAGUUAACAGUGUAAUAAAUAUUUAUAUAAUCUGUGAUCUUAACAUGAGAUUGCAACAACAUCUAAGACCUGUUUUCAGAAUUUAAUUAAAUUCUCUCCAGCCUA
Harpia harpyja (harpy eagle) is the source of this 2673-nucleotide messenger RNA. It is a transcript of the gene PLA2G7, whose product is annotated as phospholipase A2 group VII. The transcript has 11 exons. The record is from RefSeq and is a predicted model, not a curated record. Gene Ontology annotation, molecular function: 1-alkyl-2-acetylglycerophosphocholine esterase activity. NCBI's taxonomy places the organism in Eukaryota, Metazoa, Chordata, Aves, Accipitriformes, Accipitridae. The coding region runs from base 1 to 1470 and encodes 489 amino acids.